ACGUGUCCGUACUGAUAUGUGAUCUGAUCCAAACCUAUUUAUAUUCUUCGCAGCUUUUUGUUCUGUCUUGACCGCUCCUUCCCAUCCCACCAGAUCUCUGAUUCCUCUGCUCUCAUUUCUCUUCGAUUCGUCGCCAAAUCGUUGCCACCGCCAGCUGCCAAACCCUAGAUUCAAAGACGGUUGAAUUCGAGAGGUAGAGAGAAGAUGGCUACAACGACGACAACGAGUGGUGUGUAUAUCCACGUCAUCGAGGACGUCGUCAGCAAAGUCCGUGAGGAGUUCGUUAACAACGGAGGUCCCGGCGAGAGUGUUCUCUCCGAGCUUCAAGGA
Molecule: messenger RNA, 330 nt
Organism: Raphanus sativus (radish)
Lineage: Eukaryota; Viridiplantae; Streptophyta; Magnoliopsida; Brassicales; Brassicaceae
Biological process (GO): transcription by RNA polymerase II; transcription initiation at RNA polymerase II promoter
Cellular component (GO): transcription factor TFIIA complex
Source: RefSeq, a predicted model, not a curated record